UUACCUGGAGCCGUCGCCUGCGGAUAAUCCCCGAGUCGUCCAUCUUCCCCCAGCCAGCAGGCCCCGGGCGCCCCGGAGCCGAUCAUCCAGGGAAAGGUGCCAUGAGUGGCGGGGGCAACGUGUGGGCGCUGGCCAUCGGCUGGGCACUGGCCGUGCUGUGUGGAGGCGCUGGGGGCCUGGACAGCCGCUGCCUGGCUGGAGGAAAGCACAAGGCGGUGCCGAGCCCCGAGGGGCAGCUGGGCGUUUGCCAGCUCUACGCCGCCAAUGCCUGCUGCUCCCCCGAGGUGGCCCAGGAGAUCUCCAGCGCCCCACUCACCAAGGUCAACAACAGCUACUGGAAUCGCUGCGGGAGCCUCAGUCCCAGGUGUGAGAACUACCUGCAGCGGGUUGAAUGCUUCUACCGCUGCUCCCCCAGUGCUGCCCGCUGGCCCCACCCCCAGCGCCCCACAGCCAUCCUGGAGGUGCCCCUCUGCCUGAGCUUCUGUGAGGCCUGGUAUGAAGCCUGCAAGGAUGACCUGACCUGUGCCCGCAACUGGGUGAGUGACUGGCAGUGGGGUCCCCAGGGGAACAACUGCAGCCAGGACUGUGUGCCCUACAGCCAGAUGUACUGGGACGGCAGGGAGCUCUGCGAGAACAUCUGGGGCGACUCCUUCAUCGCCACCCAGGAGCCCUGCCCGUGCCUGAGCCUGACAGGCUCCGAUGCCGACCCGCUGCCCGAGGAUGGGGACAGCUCGGAGGAGCCUGACUCCACCAAAGCCGGCAGCCCUGGGGGGCCCUGUCCGGCCAGCAGCCUCCUCCGGCGCGGCCUGCAGAAGCGCUCCGUCUUCAUGGAGGACAUGGAGGGGAGUGGGAGCGGGUUCUAAACCCACUGGCCCCUCCCCCCAGCUCUCCCACUCCCUAGGAGAGUCCCUCCCGCACCGCUCACCCCAGGUGCCGGGGGAGGGGGGUGGGAAAUGCUUGUAAUCUAUGCAAACCCCCCAGCCCUGUGAUCGUCCCCCACGCACACCGUGACUGCUUCUCUGGCCCCUCCUGCACCCCAUCCAGCCACCUACCAGAGGGGGGGACCCACACAGCCCUCCUCUUCCCACAGCCAUAAGGCCUAGCUCAAAGGGGUGUUAGCUUCCCCUUCCCCUAGCACCCAGCUUCCCAGGGAGUUCCCGCUCACAACCAGCUCCCCCCCUGCCCCAGUCACAUAGGCCUGCAGGGAUGCAGCUGUGUCAUCCUCUUGCUAUACUGCAGAGAGGGAAACUGAGGCACAGAGAGGAACUGCCUGAGAGCUUAGUGUAGUACAGUAGCUCGGCUCUAAAUCCUCCCCUGCUCUAACCAUUAGUUUACCUUACUAGCCGGGGAUGGAACCCAGGAGUCCUGCUUCCAGACCCCACUCUGUUCCCACAGCCUGGGACAGAACCCAGGAAGCUUGCCGCCCUGCUCUAACCACUAGACAAUACUGCCCCCGCGAGAGCCCCACCUGCAGCCACCGGCUAAGCCACCUGGAGGCACUGCAGGCCAGGACCUCGAGUGGCUGCUGGCCAAAGGCUCAGGGCAGGGGAGGAUGCUGCGCCAGCUGACCCCCGCGCAGCCUUGACCCCCCACACUGGUGCCAGGUUAGUACCCCCCACCGAUAGGGAUCGACCCCUUGACACAGAGGAGGAGCUGAUGAUAAGUCAUGUCCAUUUGCUUCAUGCUGGGCCAACUCCUAAACUGCCCUACGAGGGUCAGCCAGCAGGGGGUGACAAAGAGCCCACUGACACCACCGGGGCAGCAGGGGGUGCUCUCCCCACGAGUCACUGCUGACCCCAAGGCCAGGCUCGGGGACACACUGUCCAUUCAACCCAGGCCAGGCUCCAGCCUUUGCACGGCGCCUGCAUGCUAAAGCUUGUUGUGACCCCUCACAAGCUAGUGCAGACAGAACCCACCAUGCUCAGCUGCAUCCAGCGGGCACGGGGGGGGGGGCAGGAAUUUAGCUGUGCAGAGUGAUGGCAUGCCCACCCAGGCCAGCGCUAGGGCUGCAAGGUGGGGGCUCUCCUCCAGGCCCCAGCAAGGCAGUAGGGGGCGCCGUGCAGCACAGGAGGCAGAUCAACGGGGCGAACAUUGGACACCGAUUCCACACCACAAGAGCCCUGAGACUCUGAGUAAGGAUCUGCCCCCCUGGCCAGGGGAGAAGGGGAAUCAGAGGUGUAGGGGGAAGAUCGUGCCAGUCUUUCAAGCCAGCCACCCUCAAAGCAGCCCCCUGAAAUGUCCCCUGCCUGCACUCAACCCUUCGCUCUGAGCGUCAGUUCCCACGGGGCCAUCCCGCCCAUUACCGUGCCCAUUUGGGAUUACGAGGGAAAAACGCUGUUCGAAAAGCAGAUGAUACUGUGGAAAGAAAUAAACGAAAAUAAAAACCUUUAAAAUUUG
Gopherus evgoodei (Goodes thornscrub tortoise) is the source of this 2397-nucleotide messenger RNA. It is a transcript of the gene RTBDN, whose product is annotated as retbindin. Gene Ontology annotation, cellular component: external side of plasma membrane. Gene Ontology annotation, molecular function: riboflavin binding; riboflavin transmembrane transporter activity; signaling receptor activity. The record is from RefSeq and is a predicted model, not a curated record. NCBI's taxonomy places the organism in Eukaryota, Metazoa, Chordata, Testudines, Testudinidae. The transcript is spliced from 7 exons. The coding region runs from base 102 to 863 and encodes 253 amino acids.